CCACCGGAGGUCAGAUCCAAGUCCAAAAUAAAUUGCCUCUUUCCUGAGGCUCAGCCAUUUUAAUAGUGCAGAUUUAUUGUGCUGUGCUUUUUGGAGGGUGAUCAUAUGUAUGUGGUCAGUAGCGCGUCUGCAGCCUGAGCCAGCCUCCCUCUCACGUUACAUCCUAUUUAUAAUGUCCCCUCGCAGGCUCCCCUCGCUCUGCACUUCCCAGGAACCUCCGCUCCUCUCAGCAGCGAGGCCAGCUGACUCUUCAUCAUCUGCAUGCUGUGGAUUACACAGGACGCCUCCACCCAAACCCCUGUUUUUACCUGUCCAACAGCCCUGCUUCUGGAGCAGAGGAACAACAAACACUUUUGCACAAGUGAAGGGAGCAGAAGAAGCUUCUUGGAUAUCUACACUUUUGUGAUUUUUGUUUUUUGUUUUUUUUGUUUUUGUCAUUGGUUGAUUUGGUAACUUUAUCUCAUUCACCUGCUCUUCUCACCUUUCCUGGGGGGUGCGGGUUGCUCUUUGUGUGUGUGUGUGUGUGUGUGUGUGUGUGUGUGUGUGUGUGUGUGUGUGUGUGUGUACGUGCCCAUUUGCAUGCGAUGGAUCACACGCUGUUCGGCUGCCUACGCAGCCCCCACGCCGCGCCUCAGGGUCUGCACCCGGCGUUCACUCAGUCCCCCCUGACCCUGCACGGACGCUCGGACCAUAUCUCCUACCCCGACCUGGCCUCUGCCUCCUCCACCUCUUCCCCCUCACCUUGCAUCAUCUCCAGCUACCCUGUGGACGAAGGCCUGUUCGCUGGGCAACACCACCACCCCCACCGCGGCCACCUGCCCUCCCAGCAGCAUCACCACCCACCUCCCCAUCAAGUGCCCUGGCACAUUCCGCAGAUGCCGUCGCCGGCCAUCGCCGCCUCCCGCCACAACCUCUGCCACCCGCACUCGGCCCAGGACGGGGGGCCCUCGCCCCAGGAUCUGGGCCCCCCCAGUGGGCCCAGCAUGUGUGCCAGUACGCCCAGCCUGGGAGGCAGCAGCACCCCCACGGGGGCCUCGUGUGUGCCGGUGGACUUUGGCCGACAGGCUCUGUCGCCUGCCGAAGCUGAGAAAAAGAAUGGCAAGAGGAAAAGUGACAGUUCAGAGUCUCAGGACGGGAAUUACAGGUCAGAUGUGAGCAGCAAGCCCAGGAAGGAGAGGACGGCGUUUACCAAGGAGCAGAUCCGGGAGCUGGAGGCCGAGUUUGCCCACCACAACUACCUGACCAGGCUAAGGCGCUAUGAGAUAGCCGUCAACCUGGACCUGACUGAGAGACAGGUUAAGGUGUGGUUCCAAAACAGGAGAAUGAAGUGGAAGCGAGUGAAAGGAGGCCAGCAGGGGGCGGUAGCUCGAGAGAAGGAACUGGUGAAUGUGAAAAAGGGGACGCUGCUGCCGUCGGAGUUUUCCGGCAUCGCGGCGCUUCACCACUCCACGGACUCCUUAGCCAACGAGGACAGUCACGACAGCGACCAGAGUUCUGAGCAUGCUCACUUAUGAUGCAGACAGUUGGCUCCGCCUCCUCAGCUCAGGCCACGCCUCCGCUUCAGGACCUGCCUUUAAAGGAGCGCUGUUUUGCUGGUUCCCCAUCGUCAAAAAGAGUACAACGAUGAUAAAGAAAUGUACACCUGUGGAGACAGGUGACCUGCCUAACUUCAUGUAUGAGAAUGCAGUACAUGCAGGCAAGAGAUGAGCAGCACGCUAGGCAGAAUGUUGGAAAGUCCCCAGGUGCCCUCGCUGAACAUGAUUUAAAGCUUUGUUUAAUUAAUACUGUUAAGGAAAAUUAAAGUCACGUUAUCUUUAUUGUGUGGUUAAGGAGAUUCGCCGAAUUUAACAUUUUGGGCUCAAGAGAUUUUUCAAAACAUUGUGAACAUUCCAGGUUGUUGUGUGAGAGGAAGGCAGGUUAAGGCUUUGAUUUGCACUGUUAAAGAAAUGCCUCAAUUGGUUUCUACUGUAUGUAGUGUGUCAGUUGUAUUACUGAUAAGAUCAAGUGCCAGAAAAUCCAAUUUGCGUGUAUGUAUAUAUAUAUGUAUAUGUGUAUAUGUAUGUGUGUAAACACACUCAUAUAUAUGUAUCAUAUAUAUAUAUAUAUUAUAUACACACACAUGUAUACAUAUGUAUAUGUAUAAAUAUGUAUGUGUAUAUGUAUAUAUGUAUGUGUGUGUAAACACUCAUAUAUGUAUCAUAUAUAUACACGUAUACAUACAUAUAUGUAUGAAUAUGUAUGUGUAUGUAUACAUAUAUGUGUGUAUACAUAUAUAUGUGUGUAUAUAGAUAACAUAUGAUACAUAUAUAUGUGUAUACAUAUAUGUAGGUAUAUAUACACAUAUAUGUAGGUAUAUAUACACACAUAUAUAUAUACUAUGUAAUAUGUAUACAUGUGUAUGUAUGUAAGUAUGUAUACAUAUAUAUACUGAUGUAGAGGACCCGAGCUUGAGGAAGACACACACCACCCAAAAAGGGUGAGAGGGAGAUUUUAUAUAUAUAUAUAUAUAUAUAUAGUCUCUAUUCUCCUAUUGUCUUACUUUAAUUAUUUUCUACCUGCACUAUUCUACUCACUCAGUCAUAAACAUUGACUAUUCUAAAGUCAACAUUUUUGUGUGCCAGGAGAAAUAUGAUGUAAACAAAUCUGAAACUAAGAUUUUAUGAACAUGUUAUUUUUUCUGAAAUACUUGCAGAUCAAAUAAAAUGCAACCAAUGUCAAA
Lampris incognitus (smalleye Pacific opah) is the source of this 2719-nucleotide messenger RNA. RefSeq names its product mesenchyme homeobox 2a (gene meox2a). The transcript has 3 exons. Gene Ontology annotation, molecular function: RNA polymerase II cis-regulatory region sequence-specific DNA binding; DNA-binding transcription factor activity, RNA polymerase II-specific. Gene Ontology annotation, biological process: positive regulation of transcription by RNA polymerase II. Gene Ontology annotation, cellular component: nucleus. Lineage: Eukaryota; Metazoa; Chordata; Actinopteri; Lampriformes; Lampridae. The record is from RefSeq and is a predicted model, not a curated record. The coding region runs from base 585 to 1514 and encodes 309 amino acids.